Messenger RNA from Blastomyces gilchristii SLH14081, 3212 nucleotides. Its product is annotated as ATP binding L-PSP endoribonuclease. Gene Ontology annotation, biological process: protein histidyl modification to diphthamide. The transcript has a single exon. The record is from RefSeq and is a predicted model, not a curated record. Lineage: Eukaryota; Fungi; Ascomycota; Eurotiomycetes; Onygenales; Ajellomycetaceae. Bases 402 to 2996 code for a protein of 864 amino acids. Gene Ontology annotation, molecular function: diphthine-ammonia ligase activity.
CUCGCCAACUUCUCCCAGCCAGACAGACGUAUGUGCUGUAUAUGUACAUGUACAUUUACACCGUUCAAACCUGGCCGGCUUCAUUGGGAGUAGAAAAAUAUUCUGACCAGUGUUUAUUCUCUUGUUGAAUGAAAACGACAAGCACAGAAAAAGAAGAGGAACAAGAUGUGUACGUAGUUGCUACGUUGAGUUUCCUAGGUGAAAAGCAAACCUGAGUGAAAAGGAUGGUCUUAGUUCUACUUUCAGUUGUAUUUCUGUUUAUGUUGCGUUGAGAACAACUGUAUUCCUGGAUUCCUGGAUAUCUAUCUGAUCAGACCAAGGGUCUUUCUUUAUCGGCUGCACGCCUUGCCCUGGUCACUUUCUGUUCCCCCUGAACUGGACCUGAUUCAAGAUUUUUUACCAUGCCCCAACAACAACAGCAGCAGCAGCAGAAACAGCUCAAUGUCAUUGCCCUGAUAUCAGGCGGCAAGGACUCUCUCUACGUCAUCCUUCACUGUCUCAAAAAUGGACACAAGGUCGUUGCGCUCGCGAACCUCCAUCCGCCCUUGCGGCCGAAACGCAGUGCCAAUUAUGAUGCAUAUGUAACUACGGGGUCAUUGCAAUGCGAUGAUCAGGAUGGGGAUGUUGUGCAGAAGGGUAGAGUGGGGGGUCAGGAAGUGAAUGGCAAUGGGGAGAUUGGUCAGUGGGGAGAAGAGGAAGAGGAAGAGGAAGAAGACCUCCAUAGCUACAUGUACCAAACAGUCGGCCACAGCAUAAUUCCCCUCUACCAAUAUGCCCUGGAUAUUCCGCUCUACCGCGCCCCGAUCCACGGCACGGCCCUCAACACCUCGCGAGACUACCAGCCACCCUCACCGUCACCACCUUCAUCAUCAGCAGCAGCAGCAACAACAGCAACAGACGAAACCGAAUCCAUCUUCCACCUCCUCCAACGGGUCCUCAAGGCCCACCCAACCGCCAACGCCGUCUGCGCCGGCGCCAUCCUCUCCACCUACCAGCGCACACGAGUCGAGAAUGUCGCUAGUCGUCUGGGACUGACCCCCCUAGCUUGGCUGUGGAUGUAUCCGACCCUCCCACCGCCGGUGGAGCGUGAGUUGGUGCCAGCCAACUCCCCCGCAGCUGUCGCGGGGCUGUUGGACGACAUGGCCGCGUGCGGUUGUGAGGCGCGGAUUAUCAAGAUUUCUAGUGGAGGGUUGGAUGUGGAUGAUUUGUGGGGGGAUGUUGCGGGGAGGGCGGAUGGGGAAGGCGGGGUGGUGAGGAGGGGGUUGGUGCGGGGGAUGGGAAGGUUUGUGGGGGAAGGGGAGGUGGCGGGGGCGGUGUUGGGGGAGGGUGGGGAGUAUGAGACUAUUGCGUUGGAUGGGCCGGGGGUUUUGUGGAAGGGGAGGAUUGUGGUUGAGAGGAUUGAGAGGAGGGUUGGGGAGGGGGGUGUGGCUGCUGUGAGGAUUCGGGGGGCUACGUGCGUGCGGAAGGAUGAAAGGGGCGGGGAUGAUGAUGAUGAUGAUGGGGGUUUGAGGUUGGUGAGGGUGCCGCAGCUGUUUGAUGCCGGGUUUAAGGAACUUUUGGAUGAAAUGCUUCUGCGCGGGGGGGAGUAUGAGGAUGUUCGAGAAGAAGAGGUCCAGGAUCACAGGUUACAUGGUAAUUACGGUGAUGAAGAGAGCCGGAAGGUGGCUGUGUGUCAAAUCAAGGGAGAAAAUGUAUGGACUAUCUCGAACCUCUCCGCCCCUGAAGUUGGUCCUGGGGCGGGGAAUCAGAUGGAAGCUAUCGCACGAAAGCUCGAGACGAUUUUGCUACAAGCUACCUCAACAACUACUGGAACUAGACGCCCCACAACUACCGCGGACAUUGUAUUUACCACCGUCCUCCUACGAUCAAUGGACGACUUCACUCUAAUAAACCCCAUUUACGCUUCUCUAUUUACCAAACCGAAACCCCCUGCCAGAGUAACUGUGGCAUGCGGCGAUAACAUGCCUCCUGGUGUGGACGUCCUCGCGUCUUUCGUCAUAGAUAUGCUGCUGCGCGAGUGUAGAUUGGGCUUACACGUCCAGUCACGUUCUUACUGGGCCCCAGCAAAUAUAGGGCCAUAUUCACAAGCACAGUGCAUCCCGCUACACAAACAUGGAAGGAUUGAUCACGAUGGCGGGCUAGUAUAUGUUGCGGGGCAGAUACCCCUGGAACCUGGGUCGAUGGAAAUAUACAACCCUGCUCCAACGGAGGAGAGCAGCGGCUGGUUUAAUCCAUUUGUAUCUCGUUUGGUAUUAUCCUUGCAACAUUUGUGGCGGAUUGGGAGAGUCAUGGAGGUGGACUGGUGGUUGGGGGCCGUGGCGCUUCUAGCUGGGGAUGAGAAUAUCCCCGCAAAGGCUAAGCUGGCGUGGGAUAUCUGGGAGCAUAUGAACCGCGAUCCGUCAUCCCUGAAGGCUGGAGAGGAGGACGAGGAUGACGAGGAACCGCCUGGAUUUGAUAGUUGGGACCUCAAAUAUGGAAACCAGCGGGGUCUAGGGAAGUAUUCCGCAGCGGAUGUGAAAAAAAACCUGCCAAAUUUCGAUAUCGUCAGGGGAUCCGUUUGCACUCCGCCGUUUUUCGCGGUGCAGGUCGCGGCGCUACCACGUGCAGUUGAUAUUGAGUGGCAGGGUUUGGGGACAAGGUCAGAUCAACUAACUACGUCUAAGGAAACACAACGCAAUGGGUCAUGGACAUUAAGCCGGUCACAAGGCACCGGUUUUGGGUCGUGUUAUUAUAUAGGGGUACAAGACGGCACCGCGGGACAACCAACCCAUGAUUUGGAAGUGAGCAUACGGGACGCGAUAGAUUUCGUGAAAGCGAGAGAAAUUGAUGUGCAUGGCGAGACCAUCGAUCAUGUUAAUUCGACGGUAUAUACCUCUUAUCCCCUGGAUGGGAGUGUUGGGCAGCUGGGGCAGAUCGUCCCAGCUACAUCUGUCUGGGGCCCAAGGGCGUUGAAACUUGCCGCGGGUAUUGUGGUUCAUAUUCGCUUGAAGGGGUGAAAAUAUUUUGGAUUGCAUUAUUAUGACCAUUUCAACGAUCAAUUUGAAACUAGUUACGGCUGUAUAUUUGAAAAUUUGAUUGCUAUACUGCUUGGAGAGUAGGAACGCCAAUGAAAUCAAAAGGAAUUUACUCCAUGUCCUAUAACUACUCUGUAGAGCCAACUGCUGAUAUGCAUGUUACCGAAAGUAGCGCCCUAAUAACAAGUAUAAAACACG